AUGAUUUCCCAAAAAAGAACAUUUUCAAUACUAUCUAUUCUAUUGAAAUCCAAAUCUAUUGCUUCUGGUGAUUUAAAACCGGUAUUCAAACCUCGUCAUCUGAACUCGAAUAAAGGACAACCACAACAUUUCGAAAAGAAUUUACCCCAAACCACAGUUGAAUUGAAACCUUGGGAAAAGCAAAAUAUUUCGAAAGAUGCUUUUUUUAAAAGGAAAUACGGUAAUAUAUCACCAGAAGAUAGGAAAGCUUUAAACGCAAAAGUUGAACGACAAAGAAGAUUUAGAGCUAUGAAGAUUGCUCAUGAGAAAUCACUUCAAGAAAAAGCUAAUGAAGAAAGAGAAAGGGCAAGAGCAUUAGCUCGUGAAGCCAAAGGUUUCAAAACUAGUAAUUCUAAUUAUGAUACUGUGGUUGACAGAAAUGACACGAUUUUUGAUUAUGUGUUUGGUACACAUCCAGUUAAAGCAGUGUUAGCAGCCGGUAAACGUCGUAUGCUUGAUUUGUAUACUUUCAAUAAUGAUGAUCCUGAUAUUGUUGAACUUGCGGUGGAAAAAUAUGGUAUUACUCCCAAAAGAUUAAAGGAUAAAAAUGCAUUGAAUAUACUUUGUAAAAAUGGUGUUCAUAAUGGAGUUGUGUUAAAGACAAACAAAUUGGAAAUUCCUUAUAUUAAAGAAGUUGGCCAUGCAGAAAAUGGUGAAUAUAAAUUGGCGAUUGAAAGCUUAGAAGAUGAUUCGGUUAAUAUUGAAACAAAGACUGUGAUUAGAGAUGGCAAUGAAGAGGUCGAAGAAUUAUAUCCAUUAUCAUUAUAUUUGGAUGAGAUUACUGAUCCACAAAAUAUGGGGUCCAUUUUAAGAUCAGCUUAUUUUUUUGGUGUUGAUUUUAUAGUUGUCCCCAAUCAUAGUACUGCCAAAUUGGGUCCUGUAGCAAACAAAGCUUCUGCAGGUGCAUUAGAUCUUAUUGAUAUAUAUCAAACUGGUUCAAGUUUGAAAUUUAUUGAUUCUGUUCGUCAAAGUGGUUGGCAUGUUAUUAGUACUAGUGGUAGACCAACUGGUGCAAAGCCUAGAGAAGAAGUCAAUGAUGAUUUGGAAAUUCCUGAACCACAUUUGAAGAAUAAAUUCAUUGAAUUACAAGAUUUACGUACUAUAUUGAGGAAAACUCCAGUUAUGUUGAUCAUUGGAAGCGAAGGAUCAGGUGUAAGAACAAAUAUGAAAAUGAGAUCUGAUUAUCUUGUUGGUAUUCCUAAACUUAGGCGUAAUGAUAAUAUUGUGGAUUCACUUAAUGCUGGUGUAGCAACUGGAGUCAUUUUGCAAAAUUGUCUAGAUUAG
Messenger RNA from Candida dubliniensis CD36, 1323 nucleotides. Its product is annotated as mitochondrial rRNA methyltransferase. The coding region runs from base 1 to 1323 and encodes 440 amino acids. Gene Ontology annotation, molecular function: RNA binding; RNA methyltransferase activity. The record is from RefSeq and is a predicted model, not a curated record. The transcript has a single exon. Gene Ontology annotation, biological process: rRNA methylation. Gene Ontology annotation, cellular component: mitochondrion. Lineage: Eukaryota; Fungi; Ascomycota; Pichiomycetes; Serinales; Debaryomycetaceae.